Truncatella angustata is the source of this 777-nucleotide messenger RNA. RefSeq lists its product as uncharacterized. Lineage: Eukaryota; Fungi; Ascomycota; Sordariomycetes; Amphisphaeriales; Sporocadaceae. The coding region runs from base 1 to 777 and encodes 258 amino acids. The record is from RefSeq and is a predicted model, not a curated record. The transcript is spliced from 3 exons.
AUGACUAUUACCUGCCUCGAGCAGGGGGUUAAUGCUAGGAUGGAAGCUGUCGAUCCGAAAACACUGCAAUGCGAAAAGGUGGGAGAGGUUAUGCCCGACAUUGCAGGCAUAGGUGUAGAUUCUAGUAGGCUUCGCUGGGCAAGCCUUCAUCUCCUUGGUGUUGUCCUUCUGGGUGGUCUUUCUGUCAAAACUCGGCAGACUCAUUUUUCAGUACGAAGACGGUACGAAGAACAUGAAGCCGAGAAGAAAAGGCUUAAGCUCGUAUCUGACAUUCUGAUGGUCGGCAACGACGUGCAAAUGCUCACAGGCAUCGCUUUGCUCAUCACGGCCUUCUCUCAGUACGGUAUGGCUGGCGAUGAAGAUCGCAUCGAUCUUUAUCACCUACAUCUCAUCUUUGACACCGUCAGCUUUGUUGGGGUCUCUAAUUGUUCCGCCCUUAUCUGUUGGACCUUCAUGGCCGCUAAGCUUCCGUAUAUGAGCAGUCCGGUCAGCAGCGGCCUCAAGCAGUCGAAGAACCACCAUCUUUCCUUGACAUCAGCUCGGCAUCGAGCAGGAUACGUUUUUGCGCUAUGUUUUCUUGUGCUCACGAUACUACUAGAGCUUCGAUUAAACGACUGGAAGCUUGAGUCUGAGGAGCUCGGCAAUUGUUUCCGCGAUGGUUUAACGGCGAUAACGAGCGCGUCCCAGCCCGGCUCUGCCAAGACUUACGUGGCGGUCACCGCAACAUGGCUGCUUGGCUGCAUGAUCACUUUAUUCAUAGGGGGUACAAAGCGCUAA